Molecule: messenger RNA, 1645 nt
Organism: Zymoseptoria tritici IPO323
Lineage: Eukaryota; Fungi; Ascomycota; Dothideomycetes; Mycosphaerellales; Mycosphaerellaceae
Gene: MgAMY4
Product: putative alpha-amylase
Exons: 4
Coding region: 1-1557 (518 amino acids)
Biological process (GO): carbohydrate catabolic process
Molecular function (GO): alpha-amylase activity; calcium ion binding
Source: RefSeq, a predicted model, not a curated record
AUGCAGGUUCUGAACCUGAUUGUGUUGCUGCUCUUCACGCUGUGUGAAGCCGUGCUCGCAGCCAACGGCCCGGAAUGGCGCAGCAGAACGAUCUACCAGGUCGUCACGGAUCGAUUUGCGCUCACCAACGGCUCCACGACGACCGCCUGUGAUACCGGGCUUGGCUUGUACUGCGGUGGCACAUGGGCCGGUAUCACGCAGCGACUCGAUUACAUUCAGGACAUGGGCUUCGAUGCAGUUUGGAUCUCUCCGGUCACGAAGCAGCUCGACGGGAACUCAAUCGACGGUACCUCGUAUCAUGGGUAUUGGCAGACCAACAUUAACGAGGUCAAUUCCGCCUUUGGUUCCGAGGACGAUCUGCGGAACCUGGCUGCAGCACUCCACUCCCGGGGCAUGUACUUGAUGGUCGACAUUGUUGUCAACCACAUGGCGGCUCAUGGACCGCCAGAAGAUGUUGAUUACAGCGUGUUCACUCCCUUCAACGACCCCAGCCAAUACCACAGCUACUGCACGAUCGACUACACCGAUUACACGGAUGAUGCGAACAUCGAGCAGUGCUGGAUGGGAAGCACCAACGUGCCACUUCCGGAUCUCAGAACCGAGGACUCAGCCGUUGCUUCGCAAUGGAAUACAUGGAUUUCGAACCUCGUCUCCGACUACUCCAUCGAUGGGCUGCGUAUCGACUCCCUCAUGCAGGUCAACAGGAAUUUCUGGGGCAGUUUCAUGUCUGCCGCAGGUGUGUACGCGGUUGGCGAAGCGUACAUCAUCGACAAUGACUUCGUCUGUGGUUUCCAAGACUACGUCCCUGGUGUGAUGAACUACAUGAUAUACCAACCACUCGUCGAUGCGUUCAAGAGUACAUCAGGAAGUAUCUCAGGAUUGGUCGAUGCCGUCACUGUUCUCAAGGCCGGCGCAUGCAAGGAUACCUCUCUUCUUGGUACCUUUUCCGAGAACCAUGAUCAACCUCGUUUCGCCGCCCUGAACGGAGACAUGGCUUCGGCCAAGAAUGUCAUUGCCUUCACGAUGCUGACCGAUGGCAUCCCGAUCAUCUAUCAGGGUCAAGAGCAGCACUACAACGCGUUGGGUGGUAGCUCUACGCCAUUCAACCGUGAAGCGUUGUGGCUAUCCGGCUACAAUAAAGACGCAGAGCUGUACAAGCACGUCAAGACAAUGAACGCCAUCCGCAAGAAUGCCAUCUCUGACGACUCUUCCUACCUCUCCUAUCAGAACAACGCUGUAUGGAGCGACAGCAACAACAUCGCCAUGCGCAAAGGAAGCAUGCUCGCCGUUCUUACGAAUUCGGGAUCAGGAGCUGGUAAUACCACGCUCUCCAUACCUGCGGGCUACGAAGACGGCGUGCAAGUUACUGAGCUCCUGACCUGCACUACUGCCACCUCCAGCGACGGCAAUCUGUCGGUUCCCAUGUCUGGCGGCGCUCCGAGGAUUUACUACCCGUCUGUUGGCAUCGCUGGAGCGGGCCUAUGCGGUGCGAGCAAUACGACAUUAAAGUCGAAGCUCAAGCUGCGCAACUCGCGCCUCUUUCACCUCGAUUAUUAGAGCAUGAGGCUCACAGCACUUCUACUCCCCGGUCUCAGAACUUUGUAUUCAGUUGCAGUGGAAAAGGUCACGGCGAUCGGAUUUAUAU